UUCUCGCGUAGACGGUUGUUUUUUGGUAUCGUAUGUCAAGAUGCUAAACGGAAAAUUCUAUACGGGUUUGCCACCAAAUAUGAUUGAACGCGGCAGUACCCAACGCAAUCGCCUGCAAUCAAGUAUUUUCUGGCCUGAUGACACCAAAGUCGAUUCGGCGUUGGAGACGCGCGUCAAACGACGUAACAGCUUACAAAUUGCACAAGCCGAACGCCCACAACUUCGCAUGCAAUCAUCGGUGAGCGGUAGUGGCGAUGCAGAUGUGAAUACAAAACACUUAUUCCAAAAAGAAUUUUCAAAAUCAUCAAUUGAAUUUCUGGAUAAUCUAUGCGAUGAAAUAAAACCAAGAAAGCCAUUGCUUUUCAGAGGCAACAGGAGCGCUAGUAGUGAGGUAACAGCUAAGCCGACAGCUCUGAAAUUGCCACUGCCGGAGAAUGUGGUGAAUACGGGUUACACCACCGCCAAGAAAAAACAAGCCUUCACAUCGAAAAUCGAAUUCUACGACUAUGCGGGUGAUGAGUUAAAUAAUCGCAAUAAUUUGAGACGCGCAAAAAUGGAUAUGAACGAUAAGAAGGAGAUGGAGCGGAAUACGAAGAACAGUCCGAAGUUGCAAGUGAAAAACAAUAUGCACAGUUUGAGCACGAACGAAAAGCUGUAUCCCGCAGAACGCCGUGAGAAAGUUGAGAUAGAGAGAAUGAAGAAUACCAAUUUUAAGGAUGAUGUUGAAAUAGCACACAAAAAUAAUAUGUACGACGAGGUGGAUGACAGAGAAUAUGGCCGAUAUGCGGGCAGAGGAUUUGAUGAAGAAUUCGAAGAUAGUGGCAGAGAUUUGUUGGCAAAUAAGACAAACUUGCGAUUGCGCGAGAAACGUCUUAGAGACGAACGCUUGCGUGAGCUGAACUAUUUGGAAAGUAGAAGAACUGUGAGUCCUGAGCACAGUUAUAGGCGUGAGCAUCGUUUUCGUGAGGCUUACGAAGAUGACUAUGAGUUGCCCGAUUAUGCACCCAGCGCACGGUAUGGUGUGGCAGUGCGACGCUCCAAUAGUGUCGGACGUUUUACGAGUCCACCUAAACGUAUACUAAGAAAUCCCAUAAGAGAACGUAGAUAUAACAGUGACUAUGGCCAUGAUGGCUAUAGAAACAGUGAAGUUAAUAGAGGCAAUGACCGCUACAGGGAUAAUAAAAUACGCAACAACAGAGAUUUCAACGAUGCAGAUGCUGAUGCCGAUGUGGAUUAUAUAGAGGGUUGCAUGAGGAAUGCGCGCAUUCGUACAUCACCAAAAAAGCAUGUCACCUAUAGCGAUGACACCUACUCGCACGAUGAUGAAAUGCCAAGUCAGUCACAACGACCUCUGGCGAAGAGCGAGUCGUCGCAAAACCGCGCACCGCCACAUAUGCGCACCGGAAGCGGCCAGCUACGACAUUACAAUAGCGAAAUUGAUUUCGUGGAGGAUGCUAAUGAAGCGUUGGAGGAAAAAUUUAUGGAAAACGACAUGCGCGGUAAUGUAACAACAAUCAAGCCAUUAAAUGUCGGCAGCAGUUACAUUGCUAAAAGUAAUAAUAGAGUUGAAGAGCGCAACAGUUUGGCUAAUAAAAUAAAUAACAACAAGAAUGCGAACUACAAUAAUACGACAAGUAGACUCAAUAAUCAAACAAUCGCGUCAGCUGCACGGAAAAUCACACCAAAAAUGCCAAAUGUCGUAACAACAAAGCAAAGCGCCGACACAACAACGAACGGAGCUGUGGAAGCUGCUGAAGCGGUGGGAACUGAUGUGAAAAAACAUUUGCGCAGCAGUCUCUGCCUUCACAAUGGCGAGAUUAUAGCUAGCGAUGACGGCGGUGCGACGUCUGCAAAAGCACCCACGCGCAAUGCGCGCAGCACAGCGACGCGUCAGCGCGUUAGUGUGGGUCUGCCCGAUUAAUAAUCUGAGUUGUACUCGGCGCGAUGGCGCAGCUGAACGCGCAGUUGUAAUUUAAAGUUUAUUACUGCAAACUGCUUACACAUCUACAUGUGUAUGUAUACAUUGGUGUGGAGUACCGCGGGCAUAGUGAAUGGCUAAAACGUUGCACCCCCAAAGGCGCGCGCCCGCUAUUACAUUGAACGUAAUAAUCCUAAUACAUAUAAUACUAUCUGAGCCAAGUAGUAGUGGUUUUUGUUUUUGUUUUUGCCUUAACAUGUAUUGAAUUUAAGUGGAAAAUUAACAAAGUGACUUUAAGUAUUGCACAUGCAAAUUAAUUUUUUUUUCUUUUAAUUCAAACACAUGUGCUAGCACAUAUGUGCACAUCUAAGUAUGUAUGCUUCAGUACAUAUGUAUACUACAUACAUACUUAUACAUUCAUAUAUUCAAAACAAAGUAUAUGAAUGAACAAAAAUGAGGUUUGGUUGUGUUUGUUUGGAACUCAACUUUUUUAUGGAGUUGCGCGAUGUUGAAGAAUGAAGUCAUGUAUGGCGCAACCUACACAGAAUUCAAAGAGCACUCACUUGUAAAUAGUUGUAUGUAAAAAUACUACACCAAUAUGUUAAUAAUUUUGAUGCUGUUCUUAACUCUCAGUUUAAUUGAUUACACAUAUGUACAUACACACAACAAUGUGGCCAAAAACAAAUAAUCGUUUAAAUCGUAUUUUGAGUAUCGAAUUGUGUUUUGGUUUGUUGUUUCUUGUUUCAUUUUGCACUGGCUGAUGUGCAUAGCUGUAUUGGGCGCGCUGAAGGCUACAUUCCACUAAUUUGUAUAUUCAAAUUUUUAUUUUACAGUAUAGCUAACAAAAUUUACCUAAAGUUUUUCGAUUAGAACGCAAAAUUCAUGGUCCAACACAAAUUUAUUAUAAUAAAUGAUACGAUAUAGUAUAUAUAAAUGUGUUGACUGUAACUUAGGAAGGUAUUAGUCCAGAUUCUUGGCCGCGGCCUUGCUUGCCUCAUAGGAAGUAGACAGGCCGUAUCAGCAGUAUCUUUUAUAUAGCUGACAUUUAAAUUAAUCAAACAUUUUACU
Molecule: messenger RNA, 2986 nt
Organism: Anastrepha ludens (Mexican fruit fly)
Lineage: Eukaryota; Metazoa; Arthropoda; Insecta; Diptera; Tephritidae
Exons: 1
Coding region: 41-1921 (626 amino acids)
Source: RefSeq, a predicted model, not a curated record